Messenger RNA from Paramecium tetraurelia, 234 nucleotides. RefSeq lists its product as uncharacterized. NCBI's taxonomy places the organism in Eukaryota, Ciliophora, Oligohymenophorea, Peniculida, Parameciidae. The record is from RefSeq and is a predicted model, not a curated record. The transcript is spliced from 2 exons.
AUGAGAUUUAGAUUAGAGUUCUAAGAAUAAUAAUCGCAAUAUUCAAAAGUGUGCAACGAUGACAACAAAUAAAAUCUAUUAAAAAUAAAUGUAGUUGAGGAUAAUCUUGACGACUACAUUUUUUUUGAUUGGAAGAACACAAACUUUUAGUUAACUAGCAUCAAUGAAUAAAAUUUAUUGAAGAAAGCAAGUUCUAUUAGACCUACAUCGAAACAAGUCAAAAAAAACUAUUGA